Molecule: messenger RNA, 1271 nt
Organism: Numida meleagris (helmeted guineafowl)
Lineage: Eukaryota; Metazoa; Chordata; Aves; Galliformes; Numididae
Exons: 3
Coding region: 90-1271 (393 amino acids)
Source: RefSeq, a predicted model, not a curated record
GGGUGAAAAAACCCAAAAUCGGCCACUUUUGAGAUGCGUUUUCCCCCAAAACACCACUAGUCGGGUCUCCCAUCUCCUCGUUGGCCAAAAUGGGGCGAAAAAACCCAAAAUCGGGCAACAUGGGGGUGCGUUUUCCCCCCGAACACCGUGGGUUGGACGUCGCGUUGGGGGCGGCCAUGAGAACCGCGUGGGUUCGAGCAGCCCCGUUCCAGCUCCGGUUUUGGGGUGGGGGGUCCGAGUCCUACGCCCCCCACCAAAAAAAAAUCCCCCCCCUUCCCCCCGACCGAGUGGAUUUUGGGGCGUUUUGGGACAAUUUCUGCCCCGAAGUGAACUCUCCGCGUGAGGAUAACUUAAAUAAAAACCGAUAUUACCAAUUCCCGACCCCUCCCCCUGCCCUAAAUUUGCCUUUUCUUCCCCAUUUUCCGCGUCGAAAAGCGUUCAUUUUUGGCUCGCCCAUUCCCUCCCCAUUCCACCCCAUUCCCUUCCUCCCCUUUUUUUGCCCGUUUUCUUUUUUUUUUCACUUCCAAGAAUCCCCAUCACCUCCAUUUUUCAGGGCAGCGAUUUGGGGUAAAUUGGAGCCGUUUUGGGGCCGGUUCCGGGAUCGCCUUUCAUUUCCCAAAGCAUCGUCCCCAUUCCUGACCCAAUUUCCAUCUUUUCUUCACCACGAUGCCCAAAGAAACCUAUAUUUUCCCCCAAUUUUGCCCUUUUUCCCACCAUUUUCCUCAUCCAUUUUCCCCUCUACGAAGGGAACCCAUCGAGUUCUACCGAACCUCAACAGUGCGACCAAAAUAAAGACCCUAAAACCCCCCCAAAUCGACCCAAAACCGCCACUUCUACCGCCCCAAAACCCCCGUUUUUCACCCCAAAACGAGCCACGCGCCGCUCUAGGCUCUAAUUUAUUACUACAGACGGAGGAACUCAGCGACGAACGACGAGCAGCCAAAAAUGGCCCAUUUUCCCCCAAAUCGGAACCCGGUGUCCAUGGCCCAUCCUCCUCCUUUCUUCUUUUUUUUUUUUUUGGUCCAUUUUCUCGUUUUUUCGCCCCAGUUUUGGGCAGUUCCGUCCGCCUUCCGCUCUUCCUUCCCUCCUCUCGUUUCCUACCAUUUCCGAUUGACGAUGACGACCGUUUUUUCCCCCUUCUCCCUGACGAGAUCCGGGACGGCGCUGGAUGGGAGCGGAGGGAUCCCGAUGGGAUCAGAGUAAUGGGAUCGGAGGGAUCCCAAUGGGAUCGGAGUAAUGGGAUCGGAGGGAUCCCAAUGGGAUCGGAGUAA